UGUUUUAUGUAAUGUCGGUUUUGGGAGGCGUGUGCCGGCUUUUGCAGCUGGUCAGGUUGAGUCCACCGCUGAGUUUGUACGUGAGACAGCAGUCGACGGCCGCAGCUGCUGCAUUUAUCAGUUCACCCCCUGCAGAGACUCAGGAGAGCAGAAAACCCAAAACAGGGGUUCUGAUGCUGAACAUGGGCGGCCCGGAGAAACUGGAAGACGUGCACGAUUUCCUCUUACGGCUCUUCAUGGACACGGACCUCAUGCAGCUUCCUGUGCAGAAUAAACUCGGACCCUUCAUUGCCAGAAGACGCACUCCGAAGAUCCAAGAGCAGUACAGUAAGAUCGGAGGAGGCUCUCCUAUCAAAGCCUGGACCAGCAUGCAGGGAGAAGGGAUGGUCAAACUGCUGGACGAGAUGUGUCCAGAGACGGCUCCUCAUAAGUUUUACAUCGGUUUCCGGUACGUUCAUCCUCUGACGGAGGAGGCCAUCGAGCAGAUGGAGAAGGACGGAGUGGAGAGAGCCGUGGCCUUCACACAGUACCCACAGUACAGCUGCUCCACCACAGGCAGCAGUCUCAACGCCAUCUACAGGUACUACAGUAACCACGGCAACAGGCCCAUGAUGCGCUGGAGUGUGAUUGACAGGUGGCCGACACACCCACUACUGAUCGAGUGUUUCGCUGAACAUGUUCGUAAUGAGCUGGAGAAGUUUCCUCCAGAGAAGAGAGGCGAUGUGGUGAUUCUGUUCUCGGCUCAUUCUCUGCCGCUGUCUGUGGUGAACAGGGGCGAUCCGUACCCACAGGAAGUUGGCGCUACGGUUCAGAGGGUGAUGGAGCGAUUAGGACACUGUAACCCGUACAGACUCGUCUGGCAGUCAAAGGUGGGGCCGAUGCCGUGGCUGGGGCCGCAGACCGAUGAGGUCAUCAAGGGCCUCUGUCAGCGCGGGAAGAGGAACCUGCUGCUGGUGCCCAUCGCUUUCACCAGCGACCACAUCGAGACGCUGCACGAACUGGACAUCGAGUACUCGCAAGUCCUCGGAGAAGAGUGCGGCGUGGAGAACAUCAGACGAGCCGAGUCUCUGAACGGAAAUCCACUGUUCUUCAGGGCGCUGGCGGAUCUGGUUCAGUCCCAUCUGAAGUCCAGCGAGCCGUGUUCCCGUCAGCUCACCCUCCGCUGUCCGCUCUGCGUCAACCCCACCUGCGCUCAGACCAAGGCCUUCUUCUCCCGCCAGAAACUCUGACCUCUGACCUCUCAGCAGCGCUGGACAGACCGAGGUUCGCUUGAACCCGUGCGGGUCGGAGGAGGUCGGGGAAGCCGGUGCAUAGUGCUGAUUUCAGACUGAGAUGAAUAAUAAGUGCCGCCCUCACUGAUAAAGAAUGCACUUUGACCCCAGCGUUAUACAUCUGAAAACCUCUCGUGCCUUCAGCCUGUGCUCUAAUGAUGCCAACAUGAAACAUGUUCCACUGUGUGUGUGAUUUAUCAUUACAUCACAAACGGCUUUAGCUUCUUUUGCCAAUGAGUCACAUGAUCCAGAAAUACUAUUGUGUCUUCCGUUUCCUGUACCAGAUAUCCUGUUUUCCAUUUCCUGUUCUCUCUCUCUCUCUCUCUCUCUCUCUCGCUCGCUCGCUCGCUCGCUCUCUCUGUCGCGAGUCUGUUCUUUUGAGGUGACUCAAGAAAAUCAGAUCAAAAUGACAUAAUUAUAAAUAAAUAUUACAUUCAUGCAAUUUAA
Messenger RNA from Cyprinus carpio (common carp), 1718 nucleotides. RefSeq names its product ferrochelatase, mitochondrial-like. Gene Ontology annotation, molecular function: protoporphyrin ferrochelatase activity. The record is from RefSeq and is a predicted model, not a curated record. Gene Ontology annotation, biological process: heme biosynthetic process. Lineage: Eukaryota; Metazoa; Chordata; Actinopteri; Cypriniformes; Cyprinidae.